UUGUUUUUGGCUGCGUUGGGUCUUUGUUGCUGCACGCGGUCUUUCUCUAGUUGUGGUGAGCGGAAGCUACUCUUUGUUGUGGUGCAUGGGCUUCUCAUUGCGGUGGCUUCUCGUUGCGGAGCACGGGCUCUAGGCGCACGGGCUUCAGUAGUUGGAGCACACAGGCUUAGUAGUUGCGGCAUGUGGGCCCUAGAGUGCGCGGGCUCUAGGGCGCGUGGGCUUCAGUAGUUGUGGCAUGGGGGCUCCGUAGUUGUGUCUCACGGGCUUAGUUGCUCCGCAGCAUGUGGGAUCUUCUGGACCAGGAAUUGAACCUGUGUCCGCUGCAUUGGCAGGCAGAUUCUUAACCACUGUACCACCAGGGAUGUCCCUCCCAUUCCUUUUUUUAAUUAGUUAAUUUAUUUUUGGCUGUGUUGGGUCCUCGUUUCUGCGCAAGGGCUUUCUCCAGUUGCGGCAAGCGGGGGCCACCCUUCAUCACGGUGCGCGGGCCUCUCACUGUCGCGGCCUCUCUUGUUGCGGCGCACAGGCUCCAGAUGCACAGGCUCAGCAGUUGUGGCUUACGGGCCCAGUAGCUCUGUGGCAUGUGGGAUCCUCCCAGACCAGGGCUAGGACCUGUGUCCCCUGCAUUGGCAGGCGGACUCUCAACCACUGCGCCACCAGGGAAGCCCCCUCCCAUUCCUUUUUAUCUUGUGCACUUGAGAGUUGUAAAGCUAACAGAGAUGGGCAUUAAGUCAUUUUACAGGACCUGAAACUGCCAGGGAAGUGCUCCUUGGCACCUAGAUGGAGGCAGGGGACAGCCAACUCUAAGGCAUGCUGCACGUUAAAGCAGUGCCAGAACCUGUGAUGAAUCCCAGAGGUCCUAGGGAGUCAGAAGGGUGUGUGUGAGAGACAAUUCUCGAGGGCAAGUGACCAUGUUAGGGUACCUACUAUCACAUCACCAACCAUCUUCACCUCAGUGGGGUUCUUUUGGGAAGUGAUGUACCUCCAUAAGGGAAAAUAGUGAAGAAAAAGAAAUCAUUUAUUUAUGCAAAUACUCUGGCCACCAGCCUACAAAUUGCUUUGGGGGUUAGGGAAUGGCUUUUGGGAGCCCACAGGAGUGAGAGAAGUCUAUGUAUAUUACUCCAUUUCAUCUUCACUAUAGAAGGGUAAUUUCUGCUCUGACACUGAUGAGCUGGGAACCUCAGGUAAGCUGGCACCCUUAGUUAGGUCUUCUUGUGUCUGAAAGCACAGUGAUGCAAUCUCUCUAUAGUUAGGGGUGUGUGUGUGUGUAUGUAUGUGUGUGUGUAUACAUAUAUAUGUAUAUUAAUACAUAUAUAUGUAGUAGUAUAUGUAUACUACAUGUACAGUGUGUCAAAACAAUAAGGAAACUUUCUGUCACAUAAGAGGUCCAGAGAUAACAUAGCUUCAGUUUCUUUUUAAAAAAAAAUAAAUUUAUUUAUUUUUCUCUGCAUUGGGUCUUCGUUGCUGUGCAUGGGCUUUCUCUAGUUGCAGCGAGUGGGGGCUACUCUUUGUUGCGGUGUGCGGACUUCUUAUCGUGGUGGCUUCUCUUGUUGUGGAGCACGGGCUCUGGGCGCCUGGGCUUCAGUAGUUGUGGCUCACAGGCUCCGUAGUUGUGGCUCGUGGGAUCUAGAGCGCAGGCUCAGUAGUUGUGCUGCUUUCAAUUUAUUGACUUCUGCCCUCAGGGUUACAAAAUAGCUGAAGCAGCUCCAGACAACACAUUUGCACAUAAUAUCCAAAGGUGAAAAGAAAGAGGAAAGCUCUCUUAGAAGACCCUAGGUUUCCCCUUGCAUCCCACUGUACAGAAUUAUGUCACAUUUCCAUUCUUAGACCAGUCACUGGCAAGGAGAAUGGAAUUUCCAAGUUGGACUUAGACAAGUUAAGAUUUACCCACACUGGUCAAGUGGUCAGCAAAGAAGAAGGGAGAGAGUAGAUAGUGCCACUUAUUAACUUAUUUGCAAAUAUGGAUAAUAAUGGCAAAUAUUUUCAUAGAGUUGCUGUGAAGAUUUAGUGAGUUAAAGUGUUUACAGUAGUGCCUGGUACAUAAUAAGUGCUCAGUAAAUGCUAUUAUUAAAUAGCAUUUGUUAUUAAAUAGCAGUUCUACAGAUGAGAAAAUGGAUUCAGAAAGCUUAAGUGCCUAUGUGUCAGACCUGAGACUAGAAUUAAGACCUGGUUGACUCCAGAACCCACACUUUCCACUGCACCAGUUGCCAAAGUUGGAAGUGGGCAGGUGUGGCACCCCUGCUCUUCAACUUGAAGGUAGAUGGGAUGAUCGGUUCAAUGUAAUUAAAUCUCCAUUGCUUCCCAGAAUUGCCCUUCUGCAUGAAAAUUUUGAAGCCCUUGAAAGUAGAGCCUGGAAACCCUGGGAUCUUGGCCUCUUACCAUCUCCACCCCUUCCAGGAUUCCAUAGCCAGCUUGUCUCCAACCAGGACUUUGAGUAAAACCUCACACAGCUGGUAUUAGAUUGAAGGCUCCUAUUUACCGAGGCUUGGCCUGUAAGCUGAUUUAGCAGCUACAGGGCCCUUCAAGCUUGGCUGUAGGGCCCACCUAGCAGCUUCAGGAAAGGCAGGGUGCUGGAAGAGUAGGCUGGCCAGCUGGUAUGGAGGAGCAGUUGGGAUUGACAGCAGCAGGAGUAUCUUUAGCUUUAGCUGUGCUGCCUCACCCCAAGGAGAAGCCAGGCCUUAGGAAACGGGCCCCCCAAACCACAGCCUAAGCCUUGGUCAGGUCGGCACAAUGACAUUCAGCUGCGAGGCCUUCCUUAUACUUUGCUAUCUCCCUCCCUGUGCCCCCUUGCCUUGCAAUGACAUUCCCUUCCCUUGGGGCCCUGGCUGCACCCCACAAACCCUGCUCACAGCUGCCACAGGUGGACUCCAGCCCUUCCAGCUGUUGAGCCCAUUCUUCAUGUCGUGUCUUGGGAUUAGUCAGUUGAUGGGAGGGCCUAGGAUAUGUGGGUGGCAGUGGAUUCUCAUCUGUCUCAGCUCCUUAAACCCAGGCCCCCAGGAACCCAAAGAGAUCUGCAGCAGCCAGAGCAGCAAGAGUUUUAAAUCAGACCCAGGACUUCUUUGUGGUCAAAAGGCAAGGGGGAAGGAAACAAGACUGGAAGGCCUGUGAGACGUGAAACCUUUUCAGCUCUGCCCAGGGUGCUCCAGGCAAGCCCCAGGAGAGGACCUUCACCAGGCCCAAGGUCCGAGAUGAACAGCAGCGCUGGGGACCUGGGUGUUGGUGCUGGCGGCCGCAGCCCCUGGGGCGACCCUGCUGGCUUCAUUGUGGUGCCCACAGCCUACGCCUUGGCGCCGGGCCUGGGGCUGCCGGCCAACGUGGCGGCCCUGGCAGUGUUCGUCCGCCGCGGCAGGCGCCUGGGCCAGGCCCUGCGUCUCCACCUGCUCAACCUGGCCAUGGCCGACGUGCUCUUCAUGCUUACACUGCCGCUGCGGCUCACCUACUACCUGGGCCCGACCCACUGGCCCUUCCUGGAGGCUGCCUGCCGCGCGGCCGGGACCACCUACUGCGUGUCCACCUACGCGGCCUUGGCCUUCGCGGCGCUCACCAGCGUGUGCCGCUGCGGCUCGGUGCGGCCGCCCAGCCCUGCGCCGCUGGGGCCCCGCCCGCGCCACGUGUGCUGCUGCCCGGCUGGCCCGCCAGGCCUGUGCCGCACCCUCGCUGGCCGCCCCGCAUGCGCUGCGCCCCAGGCCGGGCAGCGCCAGCGCGGACCUGGCCUACGACACCGUGGCCGCCUUCCCCGCCGCCUUCCUGCUGGUGCUUGCGGCCUAUGUGAGCUUGGCGCGGGUGCUCGCGGCGCCCUCGGGCCCGAGCCCGGCCCUCGCCCCAGACGGUCCAAACCGGCGCGCGGCCAGGACAAUGGUGCUCGGGCACCUGUUGGUCUUUGCCCUCUGCCUGGCGCCCUACCACCUGCUGCUGGCGCCCUGGGUGGCCGGGCAGGAGGACACCGUGGGCCGCGACGACAGAGGGUGCCAGGCCACCUCCACGCUUGACGUCCUGCACACCCUCAGCCUGGCGCUGCUGAGUCUCAACAGCUGCCUGGACCUGCUCAUCUACUGCUUCUCUGUGCGCAGCUUCUGCCAGGACUGCUGGGCUCUGAGCUGCCUCCCGGGGGUAGGGAGGUCCCGGUCACACUCGGUCUCCUCGGCCUCCACGGCCUCCUCCUAGAGGGUCCCCUGGCCUGCUGCCUGCUUCACCCCUGCCACCCUCCCAGUGGCGUCCUGGGUGGUGAAAGCUCUUUGCAAGGACCUAGACUCCAGUCCUGACGCAGCCACAUACUAGCCGCCUGUAGUUGUAAACCUCCGGGCUCUGUCAAAAGGGGAAAGAACAUUCUUUAUUGACCCGAAUGUUUCCUAGACUUUGCCAGUGUUUGGAUACAGAUAAUAUGCCAUUGCUUUCAAAAUCUCUGGGGAUAAACCCCAAAGUCCUAAACAGGGCCUACAAGGGCUAACUGCCUCCUGCUUCUCUCUCAGCAUCCUCUCAUCCUCAUUUUCCCUCUUCUCCUCUACCACAUCUGCCCGUCUCCGUGGGUUGAGUCACCUUAUCAGUCCCUGGAACAGACCAGUUUCCUCCUCUUCAAAGCCUUUGCAGCUGACUGCCAGGAAUGAUGUCCCUCCGUCUCCUUUGCUAAGUUAAUUCCUUUCCAUUCUCACUUCCUCAAACGUAGCUGUAGGGAAGCCUUUGUUGACCAGCACCACAUACACCAUUCCCUAGACUGGGUUAGAUCUGGUUGCUCCUUUAUAGCUCUUUCCACAAUUGCAAUCAAGCAAUUAACUGGUUAGUUCUUUUUUUUUUUUUCUGUUGUUCUUUUUCUCUGUAUUUAUGUCGAUCCAUAAGAGAGUGCCAUUUUUGUAGACCCAAAAGGGUUGAAUAGUGGCAGUUUUAUUUUUAUCCAAUUCAACUUAAUAAAUUCCAUGUUUGUCAUA
Lagenorhynchus albirostris (white-beaked dolphin) is the source of this 4919-nucleotide messenger RNA. RefSeq names its product transmembrane protein-like. Gene Ontology annotation, cellular component: membrane. Gene Ontology annotation, biological process: positive regulation of Rho protein signal transduction; phospholipase C-activating G protein-coupled receptor signaling pathway. Gene Ontology annotation, molecular function: G protein-coupled receptor activity. The transcript is spliced from 3 exons. The coding region runs from base 3186 to 3986 and encodes 266 amino acids. Lineage: Eukaryota; Metazoa; Chordata; Mammalia; Artiodactyla; Delphinidae. The record is from RefSeq and is a predicted model, not a curated record.